AUGCCCACACGCUAUCCCCGCAUCCCAAAUGUCAAAUCCACAAGCCUCUUCAAUCGAUCUCUCCCUUUACGCUCUCUGGUGCAAGUUACCGCAUCAGAGCCCCUGUUUAUUCCUCCUACCACGCUAAACAUACCCGCCGCAUUCUUCACGUCAAAGACUAAUAGCCUAGCCGGCUCACACAUCACCACCAACGCGCAAUUCUACAAGCGCAUAGCCUCCGAUAUGCAUACCGAUAUCCUACCCGUAGAUUCUCAGAAGCUGGGAGACAUCACGUUCAAGGAGUCGAAAGAUGAUUUGAUCGAUGAUUGGAGCAUACACUAUGCGGAAGGAAAAGCCUACGAGAGUUUGAAAAGAGCCGCGGACGAAGUCGUGAACACAGACACCCCUGUCGCAUUUCCAACAGAGACUGUUUAUGGCCUGGGAGCAGAUGCGACAAGAAGUUCAGCGGUGAAAGCUAUCUUCGCUGCAAAAGGAAGGCCUGCGGACAAUCCUCUCAUUGUACACGUUCAUUCGCUGCCGCAACUCCGAGCGCUGUUAUCUGGGAAACAAGAAACUAGCGAAGAAACUUUGAGAGUGGAGAAAGAUCCCAUCCCUGAGAUAUACAAGCCCCUGAUCGAGCGGUUCUGGCCUGGCCCAAUCACCAUUAUCCUACCAGCUCCCGGGCGAUCAACCCUUGCGCCAGAGGUCACAGCAGGUCUACCCACCUUUGGCGCUCGGAUGCCGCGCUCUAUUCUCGCACUGGCCCUCCUCCGCCUCUGCGGACGCCCUCUUGCCGCUCCCUCGGCGAAUGCCUCAACCCGACCUUCCCCUACCGCCGCUGAACAUGUAUACGACGAUCUGCAGGGAAGGAUACAUACUAUCGUAGACGGCGGGCCGUGCGAAGUUGGCGUGGAAAGCACAGUCGUAGACGGGUUGUCAAGUCCACCGACUAUCCUACGACCUGGCGGUGUCACGGUGGAGCAGCUAAGGCAAUGUCCAGGUUGGGAGAAUGUAGUAAUCGGGUACAAAGAUCAACAAGAGGGAGGAGCAAGUAAACCUAGGGCGCCGGGGAUGAAGUACAGACAUUAUAGUCCGAAGGCAGAAGUAAUCCUAUUCGAGGCAGGCGCGGGAAGGCCUGGAAUCGAGGAGACUGACACGAAAAAGACUAUUGGAAUUAUAAGAACAAAGAACUGGGAACCUGCGCUGGGUCUAAAUAUCGAAAGAAACAAGGCCGCGGGAAGGAAUGGACACGCGAAUGGCAUAUCACAAUACGCAAACACAUCGACCCCCGCGAUCACCCCUUCACGAUUGUCGAACCUCUUACGCUCCGUAGCUCAACAUCAGAUACCACACGCGGAACACUACACCUCGAGUUGUUCUGAUAUCUGGGACAUUGGCCUUGGUGCAGAAACAGAAGGUGUUGCAAGAGGUCUAUUUUCUGCGCUGAGGGAGCUCGAUAAAAAGGGCGUGGAAACGAUUUAUGUUGAGGGUAUCAGUGAUAAAGCCGGCGAUGAUAUCGCAGCUGCAGUCAUGAAUCGUCUCAGGAAAGCUGCUGAGAUCAGGACAUGA
This is a messenger RNA of Cucurbitaria berberidis CBS 394.84, 1548 nucleotides long. Its product is annotated as translation factor. Gene Ontology annotation, biological process: regulation of translational fidelity. NCBI's taxonomy places the organism in Eukaryota, Fungi, Ascomycota, Dothideomycetes, Pleosporales, Cucurbitariaceae. The transcript has a single exon. Gene Ontology annotation, molecular function: double-stranded RNA binding; tRNA binding; nucleotidyltransferase activity. Gene Ontology annotation, cellular component: cytoplasm. The coding region runs from base 1 to 1548 and encodes 515 amino acids. The record is from RefSeq and is a predicted model, not a curated record.